This is a messenger RNA of Cinara cedri, 201 nucleotides long. The record is from the annotation of a GenBank genome assembly. NCBI's taxonomy places the organism in Eukaryota, Metazoa, Arthropoda, Insecta, Hemiptera, Aphididae.
AUGGCGUUGAUAGCGAACGGUUUACGAGAUCGGUGGAACUCGGUGGCCGGACCGACCGAUUGUUGGUCGCCGAAAAAGCCGGUUUCACGAAAAAUCCUCAGGGCGAGUCCCGAGACCCGUGUACGGGACGUCCGCUGUCGCACCGAAGAGUGUUUAACGGUCAGUGGCAAUCCGGACAGGCGGGCCAGUGGCGGCGCUUGA